AUGGAUAGGACAUCGGGCGCUGAACCUGAGUCGGGGACCCAAGAAGGCAAGCCCGCAAAGCGAGACGCCUUCGCAGAGCUCCUCGCUCCUAAACCCAAGCAGCCGAAACAUACUAGCGAUCGAGACUCGCGCGACAAGAAAGCCGUCGGUGGGCCGCGGGAUGCUCUGGGCGCCUACAUUGCCCGGCCGGAGUCCUACCCCCCUAGCGUCGUCGUAUACUACAACGAGGACUUCGUCGUGAUCCAUGACCUCUUCCCCAAAUCCACCCUGCACUUGCUUCUCCUGCCGCGCGAUCCCGCGAAGACCCGCCUGCACCCGUUCGACGCCUUCGAAGACCGCGAGUUCCUGGAGAAGGUGAAGGCGGAGACGACGAAGCUGCGCACCCUGGCGGCGGGCGAGCUCAGGCGCCUGCAUGGGAAACAUUCGGCGCAGGAUAAGCAGCGACAGGAUGCUUUGGAUGCGGAUCCGCCGGCAGAGGAGCUGCCGCCUGGGAGAAACUGGGAGCAGGAAAUCAUGUGCGGCAUCCAUGGGCAUCCGUCGAUGAACCAUUUACAUAUCCAUAUCAUCUCCGUGGAUCGAUUCAGCGAUCGCAUGAAGCACAGAAAGCAUUAUAAUAGCUUCACCACGCCGUUCUUCGUUCCCAUCGAGGAUUUCCCGUUGGCGCCGGAUGAUGUCAGAAGGCACCCGGAUCGAGAGGGCUAUCUGAAAUAUCGAUUCAGAUGCUGGCGAUGCGGUAAGGAUUUCGGAAAUAAAUUCACCGAGUUGAAGAUGCACUUGGAGAAGGAAUUCAACGAGUGGAAACGGCUGUAA
This is a messenger RNA of Aspergillus steynii IBT 23096, 810 nucleotides long. Its product is annotated as DNA 5'-adenosine monophosphate hydrolase. Bases 1 to 810 code for a protein of 269 amino acids. Gene Ontology annotation, biological process: single strand break repair; double-strand break repair. The transcript is spliced from 2 exons. Lineage: Eukaryota; Fungi; Ascomycota; Eurotiomycetes; Eurotiales; Aspergillaceae. Gene Ontology annotation, cellular component: nucleus. The record is from RefSeq and is a predicted model, not a curated record. Gene Ontology annotation, molecular function: single-strand break-containing DNA binding; double-stranded RNA binding; mismatched DNA binding.